Gekko japonicus is the source of this 2103-nucleotide messenger RNA. Its product is annotated as meprin A subunit alpha-like. Gene Ontology annotation, biological process: proteolysis. The record is from RefSeq and is a predicted model, not a curated record. Gene Ontology annotation, cellular component: membrane. Gene Ontology annotation, molecular function: metalloendopeptidase activity; protein binding; zinc ion binding. The transcript has 13 exons. Bases 1 to 2103 code for a protein of 700 amino acids. Lineage: Eukaryota; Metazoa; Chordata; Lepidosauria; Squamata; Gekkonidae.
AUGGCGGCGCCUGCAUUGCCACUGCCCUGUGCGGCUCCUCAGAGCCCUCGGUUCUGUGGUCGAGCCCGGCCGGAGCGUUGUGCCUCCCGAGCAGAGGCGGAGGCCGGUGUGUUGCGUUGUCCUGGCUCUGGCGCCCGUCCUGGUGUUGGUUUUGUUUUCGUGUGGGAUGUUCCGGUUGCUGGGCUGAACCUCUUUGAAGGAGAUAUUUUACUGCCCAGAAGUCGUAGUGCAUUAAGAAGCGAGAAUCUCCGAUGGAAACUUCCCAUCCCGUUUAUCCUGCAUAACAGCCUCGAUCUAAAUGCCAAAGGGGUGAUCCUUAAAGCAUUCGAAGGAUUCGGCUUAAAGUCGUGUGUGCAGUUUAAACCUUACGAAGGAGAGAGCUCGUUUAUAAUGUUUCAGAAGUCUGAAGGGUGCUGGUCCUCACUGGGAGAUUUGAAGACAGGCCAAAACCUUUCUGUCGGUGAAGGAUGUGAUAACAAAGGCACUGUGUCACAUGAAAUUUUACAUGCGCUGGGAUUCUAUCAUGAGCAGGCCAGGACAGACCGAGAUGAUUAUAUUAAAAUCUGGUGGGAUCACAUCCUUCCAGAUCAAGCAUUCAACUUCCAGAAAUACAGCAAUGACCACCUCACCGACUUCAAUACUCCCUAUGAUUAUGAGUCCAUUAUGCACUACGGUCCUUUCUCGUUUUCUAAAAAUAAGAGUUUGCCAACGGUCACGGCCAACAUACAUGAAUUUAAUGGCGUUAUUGGUCAACGUCUGGAUUUCAGCAGCACUGACCUCCAGCGACUCAAUCAGAUGCAUAACUGCACAAGACCGCUCACACUUUUGGACCAGUGCGAUUUUGAGUCAGCUGAUAUUUGUGGCCUGGUUCAGGAUCUGAGAGACGAGGUCGACUGGACUCGUGAAAAGAGCAACUUUGAGAAUCGCGAUCACACGCUCGGCGGAAAGUGUAACGACAGUGGCUACUUCAUGUUCUUCAACACCAGCUAUGGGGAGGCAGGAGAAACUGCCAUCUUGAAAUCUCGCAUCCUGACCCCGAGGAGGAUGCAGCAGUGUCUCCAGUUCUUCUUUAAAACGACUGGGAGCCCUGACGACAAGCUUGUAAUCUGGGUAAUGAAGGACGACAGCUCCGGAACCAUUCGCAAACUGGUUAAACUUCAAACUUUUCAAGGAGAAAGUGAUCAGAACUGGAAAAUUGCCCACGUGCCCAUAAGAGUUCGAGAAAGGUUCCGGUAUCUCUUCCAAGGGCAAAAAGGCAGAACCGAUCUCUCAUCCGGAGGAAUCCUCAUCGAUGACGUCACUCUCAGCGAAACUCGGUGCCCGAAUGCUGUGUGGCAUAUCAAUAACUUCACACAUCUCCUCAACACCGCUGCUCCAGGCGACACCAUGUUGAGUCCCCGUUUUUAUAGCCCCGAAGGUUACGCUUACGGUCUGACUCUAAGAGUCUUGGGUGGUUCGGGUUCUGAAACCUACACCGGCAUCUCUUUUCACUUGACCAGCGGAGAGAACGACGGUGUUCUUGAAUGGCCGGCUCUAAACAGACAGGCCACCAUCACCAUACUGGACCAACAUGCGGACGUCAGGAAGCGGCUCUCCAUAGAAAGGAGCUUCACAACAGAGGGGACUCGGGUCCCGAAAGGAAAGAUUGAUACUUCCAGGUGGGGGAAUCCCUCUAUUCAUGGAAAAUUUGAUCCUGUCUGCAACUGUAGCAGGGGUAAAAAUUGGGGAUGGAGUAAUUUCGCCACGCACGAACUGUUGAGACAAAGGAAUUAUCUGAAAAACGAUGUCCUUGUUAUCCUUGUAGACUUUGAAGACCUAACGCAUCUCAAGGACACGGAGCGUUCCCUUCCGCAAACCUGGCACCGCUCUCAUAACCUCCCCCCGGCGCGGAGGAAAAGACUGGCCCCGCUGGAAGACUCGGCGACCGCCCUGAGCGAACCGUGUGACCCAAAUCCCUGCCAAAACGAUGGCGUCUGUGUCAGUGACCACGAGAGAGCCGACUGCAGGUGCGCCACAAGCCAGAUAUUCUUCUACACGGGCGAGAGAUGCCAGGUGCCUUUGGGGUGGUGGGAACAAAUGCAAAAUGGCUACCUCCGGAAGUAG